This is a messenger RNA of Sphaeramia orbicularis (orbiculate cardinalfish), 1534 nucleotides long. RefSeq names its product eukaryotic translation initiation factor 3, subunit I (gene eif3i). Gene Ontology annotation, cellular component: cytoplasm; eukaryotic translation initiation factor 3 complex, eIF3m. Bases 136 to 1113 code for a protein of 325 amino acids. Gene Ontology annotation, biological process: cytoplasmic translational initiation. The transcript is spliced from 11 exons. Lineage: Eukaryota; Metazoa; Chordata; Actinopteri; Kurtiformes; Apogonidae. The record is from RefSeq and is a predicted model, not a curated record. Gene Ontology annotation, molecular function: protein binding; RNA binding; translation initiation factor activity.
UGACGCCGAAAUUACGUCAUUACGUCCCUUUUCCGCUAAGGCUCCGGCGGCUGUAACACGAGUUAUCAUCUUUUCUCUCUUCACGGGAGUCGUACAUCAUAACCUGGACCAAGUGGCAUCGUUUAGUUGACCGACAUGAAACCUAUCUUGCUUCAGGGCCAUGAGAGGUCCAUCACUCAAAUCAAGUACAACAGGGAAGGAGACCUGCUCUUCUCUGUCGCCAAAGACACUGUCGCCAAUGUGUGGUACUCUGUGAACGGUGAAAGGCUCGGAACCUACAAUGGACACACAGGAGCAGUGUGGUGUGUCGACUGUGACUGGGACACUAAGAACGUGUUGACGGGAUCUGCAGACAACAGCUGCAGACUGUGGGACUGUGAGACUGGUAAACAGCUGGCUCUGCUAAACACCAACUCCGCCGUCAGAACAUGUGGCUUCGACUUCAGCGGAAACAUCAUCAUGUUCUCCACAGACAAACAGAUGGGCUACCAGUGCUACUUGAACUUCUUUGACCUGAGGGAUCCACAGCAGAUCGAGGACAAUCAGCCAUACCUGUCGAUACCUUGCAAUGACGCAAAGAUCACCAGUGCUGUGUGGGGACCUCUGGGAGAAUUUGUCAACGCUGGCCACGAGAACGGAGAGAUCAACCAGUUCAGCGCCAAGUCUGGAGAGAUUCUGAAGAAGGCCAAGGAGCACAGCAGGCAGAUCAACGACAUCCAGACCUCAGUGGAUCUCACCAUGUUCAUCAGCGCCUCAAAGGACAACACUGCCAAGCUGUUUGACUCAACGUCUCUGGAACACAUAAAGACCUUCAAGACAGAGAGACCCGUCAACUCUGCUGCCAUCUCCCCCAUCAUGGAUCACGUGGUGAUGGGAGGCGGUCAGGAAGCCAUGGAGGUCACCACCACCUCCACUAGGAUCGGAAAGUUUGAGGCGAGGUUUUUCCAUGCUGCCUAUGAAGAGGAAUUCGGCAGGGUCAAAGGUCAUUUCGGUCCCAUCAACUGUGUGGCAUUCCACCCCGAUGGCAAAAGUUACAGCAGCGGAGGAGAGGACGGAUACGUCAGAAUUCAUUACUUCGACCCACAAUACUUUGACUUUGAGCUGGAGGCGUAAAAAAAAAAAAAAAACACACCGACCUCCCUGACUGACCCCACAGCUUCAGCUAACAUCGGACUCAGCCCAGUCAGGAGGGAUUUCCACUCUCGUCGUUCCUUUCCUCUGAACUGAUCUGAAGUCAGGUCAGCUAUCGGCUUCACGUCAGUUCAGACAGAGGAAAAGAGGUCAGAGGAGUCUGGGAUUGCGGCCACGACAGUCUGAGGUGUUUUUUUUUUUUUUUUACAGUCAUUUUGUAAACAGAACAUGCACCAACUGUCCUGAAUCGGAUCAGACUCAUCUCCAUUCUGCUCAGCUGACCUGGACUGAACACCACCCUUCCUGUCGAACAUUAUUUAAUCUAAUCUUGCUAAUAAACAGAAUGAGUUCUUCUCUGUUGUGAGCCAUUCCAACACAAGUCAGUAAAAGUUACUUUAUUCAU